This is a messenger RNA of Monopterus albus (swamp eel), 441 nucleotides long. It is a transcript of the gene rpl37, whose product is annotated as ribosomal protein L37. The coding region runs from base 107 to 400 and encodes 97 amino acids. Gene Ontology annotation, biological process: translation. Gene Ontology annotation, molecular function: RNA binding; structural constituent of ribosome. The record is from RefSeq and is a predicted model, not a curated record. NCBI's taxonomy places the organism in Eukaryota, Metazoa, Chordata, Actinopteri, Synbranchiformes, Synbranchidae. Gene Ontology annotation, cellular component: ribosome; cytosolic large ribosomal subunit. The transcript is spliced from 4 exons.
ACAGGCAUGGGCCACAUUUCUGUGUUACACGGGGAUCUACACGGAGGGAAUUUGAUGCAACGCAAGUUCCUCUUCCGGUCUCUUUCCACCUAGGCACUGGACGAAAAUGACGAAGGGGACAUCAUCUUUCGGCAAGCGCCGGAACAAGACGCACGCCCUGUGCCGUCGUUGUGGGGCCAAAGCCUACCACCUGCAGAAGUCCACCUGUGGCAAGUGUGGCUACCCUGAAAAGCGCAAGAGGAAAUACAAUUGGAGCGCUAAGGCCAAGAGGAGGAACACCACUGGCACUGGCCGCCUGAGACACCUGAAGGUCGUCUACCGCAGAUUCAGAAAUGGUUUUCGGGAAGGCACCACUCCCAAACCCAGACGUGCAGCAGUGGCUGCCUCCAGCUCAUCCUAAAAGACACAUUUUUGGUUAAAUAAAUGUGAUGGUAAACAGAA